AUGUAUCACGUUAUUACUCUAAUCUUUUUGAUCUGCUUCGUUAUCUAUCUUAAAAGUUGGUGGCGCAACCGAAUCAUACAAAGACAAUUAGGACAUCUGCCAGGACCACCGUGCGUUCCAUUGCUAGGAUCCAGCUACAUUUUCCUCGGAAAAAGUUAUUCCGAGAUUUUGGAUGCAUUUCAUCGGAUUUCUACCGCAUACGGAAGCAACGGUAGUCCGGUGCUAUUCUUCCUAGGCGCAAAACCUUUCAUCAUUUUAAAUCAACCGGAUCAUGCUCAAACUAUUCUGAAUUCGGCCGCAUGUUUGGACAAGCCUUGGAUCUAUCGAUACACUCCACUAGAAGGAAUAUUUUCACUAUCGACAAAGAAAUGGCGAAUUCACCGGAAGGCCAUCCAGCCAAGCUUCAACUGGGGAAUUUUGAAGACGUUUCUUCCCAUUUUUAGAGCUAAAGUAGAUGUGCUGGUGCGGAAACUGAAAGAUCAAAGUGUUAGCCAUGGUGUUUUUGAUGUAUAUGGUCACAUUGCGGCAUGCACUUUGGAUAUGGUAUAUGCUACUACACUCGGAAUAGAAAUGAACAUUCAACAACAGGCAUCAUGUGAAUAUCUCGAUGUAUUGGAUGAAUUAUUCGAGCUGGUAACAAACCGUGUAACCAAUGUUCUACUUCACCCAGAUUGGAUCUAUCGAUGGACGACGUACUAUCGACGAGAAAGGCAUGCUCGGCAAAUUUUCAAAUCUCCUGCGCAACAAGUGCUCCGCCAGAAACCAAUCCUUUUGAGCGAAACCAAAGCUUCGAAAACUAACCUGCACAAACCACAAAUCUUCAUCGACCAACUGUAUCAGAUUGCCGCCAAAGAUUCUUACUUCACCAAAGAAGUAAUCGAGAAAGAACUGAACACAAUGAUUUUCGGUGGAAACGAAACUACUGCCGUUACGAUGGCCAACGUCCUCCUUCUCAUCGCAAUGCAUCCCAAUGUACAACGAAAACUUGUAACAGAAAUAGAUGAGCUGUUCGGUGAUAACCUGCAGGAUAUAACCAUCGAAGACCUACAGCAACUAGUCUACAUGGAAGCAGUUUUGAAGGAAGCCAUGCGGCUGUGGCCGAUCACAACAAUUCUAGGGCGACGGACCAGCGCCGAUGUGCUCUUGGAUGGGCUGUCGAUCCCAACUGGUGUCAACCUGGUUAUCGACGUUUUCAGCAUCCACCGGAAUAGCAGAUACUGGGGUGACGACGCAGAUCGCUUUGUUCCGGAAAGAUUUCUCGAUCGGCCGCAGUAUCCUUAUGCGUUUCUGGGGUUCAGUGCAGGACCAAGAAAUUGCAUCGGGACGCGUUACGCGUGGCUAUCGAUGAAGGUGAUGCUGACCACCAUUCUGUGGCAUUUGGAGCUGAAAACAGCUUUGCGGAUGAAGGAUAUUCGAUUGAAAGUGGCGAUGACACUGAAGGUCGAGAAUAAGCAUUUGAUUGGUGUGAAUGAAAGACGGAAAUAG
Molecule: messenger RNA, 1485 nt
Organism: Armigeres subalbatus
Lineage: Eukaryota; Metazoa; Arthropoda; Insecta; Diptera; Culicidae
Product: cytochrome P450 4c21-like
Exons: 2
Coding region: 1-1485 (494 amino acids)
Molecular function (GO): monooxygenase activity; heme binding; oxidoreductase activity, acting on paired donors, with incorporation or reduction of molecular oxygen
Source: RefSeq, a predicted model, not a curated record